This is a messenger RNA of Fusarium oxysporum Fo47, 1383 nucleotides long. RefSeq lists its product as uncharacterized. The record is from RefSeq and is a predicted model, not a curated record. Lineage: Eukaryota; Fungi; Ascomycota; Sordariomycetes; Hypocreales; Nectriaceae. The coding region runs from base 1 to 1383 and encodes 460 amino acids. The transcript has 3 exons.
AUGGCCACUUUCGUUGAAACAAUCAACAUCUUGAGAUUCGAGAUCAUCCCUCAGUUGUCCAUUCGCGAUCAACUCCAUCUUUGUCAAACAAGCAAAGAUCUCCACACCGCAACUGUUUCAGUUCUCUACCGCGACAUCACCAUAACACACGACGUCGAAGUACCAAAUGACCCGCCACUGUCAGCCGGAAAGUUGAGAAGGCCUGAGAGAUUACGCGCGGCACGCAGAAAGCGACUACCCUGGGGCAGCUUAAGGUUUCGGAUUGAGAAUUAUGUUCAUGAGGAACAUUUUCGUGACACUGGGCUUUUGAAGCCAUUGAAUUUUCACCCGCUGGACAACGAAAAGGCUUGCCAAAUGAUUCUUGAUGGAAUUGACGAUUUGAGCUAUUCUGAAACGGAAAAGCUGAAUGCGGCGUUCACGAAUCGCGACUUUGAUCUUAUCUUAUCGCUCAUCAUCGCGGCAUGCACCGAGAUCCAGAGUCUUACCAUCGACCUUGGAUACUUUCUAUACAGCCACAAAUGGCUUCUCGAGCUAUUCAAGAACUCACUUUCACCUCAAACAAAAUCACAUAGUCUUCAGAACGUCACGCAUUUCGAAGUUGCCAGUCCUCGGGGCUGGUUAGGUUACCAGCAACUUCCUAGGGGAAUUCAUCCACUUUCAUUUUACCUCCCAACAGUGAGAACCUUAUCCCUGGAGAGUUUCGCUAGUCACCGUAAAGGGGAGAACAGCGCAUUGGCAGACACAAAUCCCUUCUGGCCUCUUUCAUCUGCACCACAGGCUCCCUUUCUUACUACGCUUCAUCUCGAUCACUGCUCGUCAAACGCCCAUAAUAUAGCAGCAAUGCUUACGCAGACGCCCAAUCUCAAGACAUUGUUUUAUGCAUGUUAUCUUCCUGCUUUUGAAUGCGACUUUGACGUUGAUGAGCUUAGAAGAGGACUGGAGCAUAGAGGGCUUAUUGAUUUCUCGGAUCAUGAGUGGCCAUUGACUCACGGCCGCAUUGAUGAUCUUCGAGAGUUCCUGUCUUUGGCGGAUCUUGAGAUUCCUCUCACUUUUCUUCAUGGCCAUACAGCCCCAGAGCAUUGGCAACCAUUGGCCGAUCUCCUGCCACCAAAUUUCAUCUCUCUUACAGUCAAAGAUGAACUAAUGGACGAUUAUACUACCUUCCAAGAUCUAUACACAGAAACAGCAAUCCGUGAUAUGAUGCGGACGUUUCUCAGCUACGGCUCCAGGUCAUUUACCCUCAGUUUACGCCACGUUUACUUUUAUCGCUACCCCGCGAUCUGGGACUAUAAAAACCUCUCGAAGGGCCCCGAGAAGGAAUACUACGAGGAUUGGAAGCCUGUAGAUGAAAAUUACGGCAGUCGAUGGGCUUUUGCGGAGUGA